AUGUGGCGUACUCAGUGCCGCCGGCAAGUUGCGAGAGUCGCGAACACGAGCAUUUUAGGCGCGCAGAGAUAUCUUGCGAACUAUACGCGUACUUUACUUCCGUUGAACAACGAUACGAAGAUACCUGCACUAGGGUUCGGAACAUGGCAGGAUAAGGAUGCCCAAGAGGACGCCGUCUAUCAUGCCCUCAAUGCUGGUUACAGGCAUAUCGAUACUGCACGUGUUUACGGCACUGAGCCAGCUGUCGCCAAGGGCAUUGCACGCGCCAAUGUGCCACGAUCCGAGCUGUACUUGACGACCAAGUUGUGGAACAAUUCUCACCACCCAGACGACGUCCUGCCCGCCCUUGACGCCAGUUUGAAAGAUCUGAAGACCGACUAUGUCGACCUCUAUCUCAUGCACUGGCCAGGUGCCUUCAAAAGCGGUCCUGUGCUCAGACCCACCAAAGACGGAAAGGUUUUGACUGAUAACAUCGACUAUCUUGACACUUGGAAAGCAAUGGAGUCCCUACUCAGCACAGGCAAGACCAAGUCCAUUGGCAUUAGCAACUUCUCGAAGACCGAAGUCGAACGUCUGCUCAGCAAGUCCAAAACGCCACCCGCUGUCCAUCAAUACGAAUGCCACCCCUACCUAGCGCAGCACUCAUUUGCCGACUUCCACAAAUCAAACAAUAUCCACGUGACCCAAUACUCACCCUUCGGCAACUCAAACACCGUCUACUCCAAGGGCAAGGACAUCGCCAAGCUCAUCGAUGACCCAAUGCUGGCAGACAUCGGCAAGAAAUAUGGCAAGAAUGGCGCUCAGGUUGCGCUCGCUUGGGGUAUCGCCAAGGGCAGGAGCGUCAUUCCGAAGUCGAAGACGCCGUCAAGAAUCAAGCUGAAUCUCGAAGGCGACUUCGUGCUUGAGGAUGUGGAUGUUGGGAAGAUUGAUUCGUUGGAUCGGAAGCUGCGCUUCAAUGAUCCAAGUGAUUCCUUCGGCUACAACUUCUACGUGGGACUCGAUGGGAAGGAGUAG
Molecule: messenger RNA, 1014 nt
Organism: Cyphellophora attinorum
Lineage: Eukaryota; Fungi; Ascomycota; Eurotiomycetes; Chaetothyriales; Cyphellophoraceae
Product: putative oxido
Exons: 1
Coding region: 1-1014 (337 amino acids)
Cellular component (GO): cytosol
Molecular function (GO): aldose reductase (NADPH) activity
Source: RefSeq, a predicted model, not a curated record